Molecule: messenger RNA, 854 nt
Organism: Babesia bovis T2Bo
Lineage: Eukaryota; Apicomplexa; Aconoidasida; Piroplasmida; Babesiidae
Exons: 4
Coding region: 51-854 (267 amino acids)
Source: RefSeq, a predicted model, not a curated record
AUUCAAUCUGACACAUUUUAGAAACAAAAAAAAAUAUUGUGAUUCGGAUCAUGCUGUUUAGACAUAUAGUGCCAUUGUCAUUCUUUGCUAUCAAUUUUAAUUUCAUCCUACAUUCCAUGUCCUUCCGUCUCAUCAAUACAGGCAACACAUUUUUUAAAUCCGUGUCACAGCUGCCAUCCGCAUGUGACAAAAAUGUACAUAAAGUAAUAAAACACACGUAUAAAACUCAUAUGCAAUCGAAAAUGGGCUCCAAUUCUUUCAAUUUCACAGUAGGAUUAGAACCAUACUGCUACAAGCAGUUUGAUCAAAAGCAAGAUAAUUAUAUACCCUGUACAAAGGAAACAUUUCUUAAGGAGCUAGUAUCACGCCUUAAAAGGGGAGAGGCUAAAUUAACAGAUGGAUAUGCCCCGUUUUGUAAACAUCUAUUUGUGGAAAACUUUACAGAUGUAACCGCUGGCUACCUUCCUAUCACCAAUGAAAAUAUCCAUCUUCUCAGAUCUGGAUACGUAGCACGAACAAAAACAGAACUGCCUGUUUUAUCUAGAUGGUUUCCUAAAUCAACCGUUGAGAAGGAACUAGUUCGAGCUAGUUAUCUCGAUGUAAUUCUUUACUCACGAGAGCAAGUUAUUAAGGAAAAUAAUGCGCGUAAUGAACAUGUGCCAGAGGAUGAUUAUGAUUACUAUGUAGUGUCGAUCAAACCGCAAAAUGUGGAACAUGAAAUACCCAUGUUGCCGAUAACUAUGUUCCGGAACACAAUGAUCACUGAAGGCGGAAGUGGAGUGCCCCUGGACCAUGAAGCUUACCUUAAAUCGGUCGCAUUCUGGCAAGAAAAUGCUGUCGUCAGAGAUGUUUAA